UUGAGACUGCUUAUCUUCUUGAACCACCAGAAAAUGGCAAACUUUUUGCGACGAGUAGGAGCUCAGCGAUCAUCGGUUUUGUUUUCUCCAACAAGGAGGAGAUGGUUCUCUUCGGAGGAUGCAUUGGUGGAGGUUAAGCCUGGUGAGGUCGGAAUGGUCUCUGGAAUUCCAGAGCAACAUCUCCGAAGAAGGGUUGUUAUUUACUCACCUGCACGAACAGCAACUCAGCAAGGCUCUGGGAAAGUUGGGAAAUGGAAAAUUAAUUUUCUUUCAACGCAUAAGUGGGAAAAUCCUUUAAUGGGUUGGACAUCCACAGGAGACCCGUACGCCAAUGUUGGUGAGGCAGGACUCAGUUUUGAUAGUGAAGCUGCUGCAAAGGCAUUUUGUGAAAAAUAUGGAUGGGAAUAUGUGGUGAAGAAGCGACACACACCUAUUCUAAAGCCCAAGUCGUAUGCUGACAACUUCAAGUGGAAGGGCCCUCCGAAAAGCGAGAAUGAUUAAACUGUGUGGAACCUCCAGGUAAAGAGAUAGUCCUUGGAUUCACAAGACAAUCUAAUUACAUCACAAAAAGCAUUGAUUGAGUUCUUCUUGCCAUGACUGCCCCAUUCUAUCCUUACCC
Pistacia vera is the source of this 619-nucleotide messenger RNA. RefSeq names its product NADH dehydrogenase [ubiquinone] iron-sulfur protein 4, mitochondrial-like. Gene Ontology annotation, biological process: electron transport chain. NCBI's taxonomy places the organism in Eukaryota, Viridiplantae, Streptophyta, Magnoliopsida, Sapindales, Anacardiaceae. The transcript is spliced from 6 exons. The record is from RefSeq and is a predicted model, not a curated record. The coding region runs from base 34 to 501 and encodes 155 amino acids.